AAAAAAGCGUACCACAAAACACAGAUGCGGUUGGCUUGACCGUGUUUUACGAAGUGGAGGCUGGCCGUACCGCAGGAGCUGGACGCAGAUGUAGAUAGCAGGAGCUAUAUCCAUCCACGUUAGCCGCUGCCAUGUCUCCUGUGAAGCUCGAGAGUUCAGAUGAUAACAAGCCUGUUGACAAUGGCAAGGUCAAGGAAUGCAUCAACACACUACUGAAGGGGCUGGAGACAAUUGCUCCUUUGGUGGGCUCUGUAGAAGAGACCCCUGAGCCAAUCUCUACCGAAGUACAAGGUACCAUUCCCUCCUGGAUCAAUGGCAACCUCCUCCGCAACGGCCCGGGGAAGUUUGAGUUUGGAAACACCCACUACAACCACUGGUUCGACGGGAUGGCUAUGCUACACCAGUUCAAGAUGGACAAAGGCCAGGUGACAUACAUGAGUCGGUUCCUGCACAGUGAUGCCUACAAGAAGAACAGUGAAAGGAACCGCAUUAUGAUGUCAGAAUUCGGUACCCUCGCCAUGCCCGACCCCUGCAAAAACUUCUUUCAACGCUUCCUUUCUCGAUUUGAGAUGAUGGAGCCCACGGACAAUGCAAGUGUGAGCUUUGUGAAAUACAAAGGUGACUAUUAUGUCAGCACAGAGACAAACUUCAUGCACAGAGUGAACCCAGAGAGUCUAGAAACAUUGGAAAAGGUGGACUGGAGCAAGUUCAUUGCUGUAAAUGGAGCCACUGCACACCCACACUACGACCCUGACGGUACCACCUACAAUAUGGGCAACUCCUAUGGAAGCAAAGGAGCCCUGUACAACAUCAUCAGAGUGCCUCCUGAGAGGACAGAUGCCAAAGAAACCCUACAGGGGGCCAAAAUACUCUGCUCAAUUGUGCCUGCAAACAAGUCCCAUCCCUCCUACUACCACAGCUUUGGCAUGUCUGAGAACUACGUGGUGUUCAUUGAGCAGCCGAUUAAGAUGGACCUGUUGAAGAUAGUGACAUGUAAGCUAAGGGGGAAGGCUUUGAGUGAGGGCAUCUACUGGGAUCCUAAGCAGGAAACUGUCUUCCAUCUUGUCGACAAGCACACAGGCGAGGUCAGCUCAGUGAAGUACCACACCAAAGCCAUCUCCACCUUCCACCAGAUCAACGCCUUCGAGGAAGAUGGAUUCUUGAUGCUUGACAUGUGCUGCUCAGAUGACGGCCAAGCCAUCAACAACUAUCUCAUCCAGAACUUACGCAAGUCAGGAGACGCAUUAGAUGAGGUGUACAACACCAUGUGCAGGGUUUUCCCCAGGCGCUUUGUUUUGCCCAUUAAUGUGACCAAUGAAACACCAAUAGACCAGGCCCUGAACACACGGCCCUCCAGUGAAGCGAAGUGUGUCAAAAUCAGCAAAGAUAAGGUGUUCUGCCAGCAUGAGGAUCUCCAUGGAGAUGACCUGCAUGAGUACGGCGGCCUGGAGUUCCCUCAGAUCAACUACGGCAGAUGUAACACACGACCGUAUCGUUAUUUCUACGGCUGUGGCUUCAGACACCUGGUGGGAGACUCUCUGCUCAAGAUGGAUCUUAAGGACAAGACCCUCAAGGUCUGGUACCAGAAGGGUUUCUACCCAUCAGAGCCUGUGUUCGUGCCGUCACCUGAUGCCGUGGAGGAAGAUGAUGGUGUCAUCCUCUCUGUGGUUCUCACCCCCUCACAGGAUAAAGGAACAUUCCUCCUGGUUUUGGAUGCCAAGACAUUUGAAGAGCUGGGAAGAGCCAACGUUCCUGUUAACAUACCUUAUGGCUUCCAUGGUACCUUUAAUGCCUCGGCAUAAAUCUAAUUCUGUUUCUGAUAUAUAACAUUAUACAAAGAAUGCUAAAUGCAGUGUUAAUCGUACAUGCGUUAUUGUACUCUCGGCAUUCAGCCUGUUAUAUUUAGGUUGAAGGAUGCUCCAACUCUCAGACCACCACAAGUGCCAAAUGAACAUUUUUACCAGUCGUGACAGCGUGACUGGUACUAUUUUCACCUUGUGAGCCUGUGUGCGUGUGUGUAUGUGUGUCAUCAUAGCAAAAUGUGGUCCAGACACUUACUGUAGAGGGAACUACCACUGAGCCAGUUUUGGAUACUUUGGCAGGUGUUUAUGUCUGUCUGUCUGUGGACAGAUUGUGUCACCACCAUAACUGCAACUGUGAAACAUACAGUUGGUACGAGUCGAGUAUGAAGAUGGGUGUAGUCUGACUACUGAGUACUCAUGGGUCAGAACGUCAACAUGUUGACGGGCAUUGAAGCUGAUGUAAUCCCAUCACAAGAUGGUCUCUAGUCUUUUGUACUCUUUUUUUUUUUUUCUUUGACAGUAUUUUUCAAAAGCUGGAUGUGUUUUAUACAAUUUGCCAUUAAACUUUUACUUCUGUGAACUGCCAA
Messenger RNA from Seriola aureovittata, 2389 nucleotides. RefSeq names its product carotenoid-cleaving dioxygenase, mitochondrial-like. Gene Ontology annotation, biological process: carotene catabolic process; retinal metabolic process. The transcript has 12 exons. The coding region runs from base 132 to 1802 and encodes 556 amino acids. NCBI's taxonomy places the organism in Eukaryota, Metazoa, Chordata, Actinopteri, Carangiformes, Carangidae. The record is from RefSeq and is a predicted model, not a curated record. Gene Ontology annotation, molecular function: beta-carotene 15,15'-dioxygenase activity; carotenoid dioxygenase activity. Gene Ontology annotation, cellular component: mitochondrion.